Messenger RNA from Monomorium pharaonis (pharaoh ant), 6520 nucleotides. RefSeq lists its product as uncharacterized. NCBI's taxonomy places the organism in Eukaryota, Metazoa, Arthropoda, Insecta, Hymenoptera, Formicidae. The record is from RefSeq and is a predicted model, not a curated record. Gene Ontology annotation, molecular function: RNA polymerase II transcription regulatory region sequence-specific DNA binding; DNA-binding transcription factor activity, RNA polymerase II-specific. Gene Ontology annotation, biological process: regulation of transcription by RNA polymerase II. Bases 409 to 5553 code for a protein of 1714 amino acids. Gene Ontology annotation, cellular component: nucleus. The transcript has 10 exons.
ACUCGUGCGAGAGAGUGUCAGGCGGACCACACACACUCGAGGCAAGAGCGGAGAGAGAGAGAGAGAGAGAGAAAGAGCGUCUCGUCGCCCCUGUCGUCGUCGUCGUCGUCGUGCCGUGCGACGCGCGUGAAUGCGCCAGCAACAAGAGCGACAGUGGCAACAAAAUCGAGGAGGAGUAGCCAGCAGCAGCGACGAGUGCCGCAAGCGUAUAGUAAUAUCGUAAUCGUUAUUGCCCAGGAGAGAGACCAGAGUCCGUCGACGACGACCAUGAUGAUGAUGAUGAUGAUGAUGAUGAUGACGGUGCUUCGCGCUGGACGUCGGUGAAGAGAGAACGUGGUGAAUAAUUAUUCCUGCGCGGAGAAGGAAAGGGAAAGAGCGAGAGCGAGAGAGAGAGAGAGAGAGAGAGAGAUGAGCGAGCGAGCGAGCGAGCGAAUGGGCGCGCGCGCGCGCGUCGCGCUUCCUCCUCCUGCAGAGGGCAAGGGCGAGCGAAGAAGUCUGCGCGGAAGCGCGCGGCUCUCGUCCAAGAUGUCGGGAAGGCUGCCCCGGUUGCGUGCCCUGCGGCCGCGAGCGCAGCCUCAGAGACGUGCGAAAACGGUGGAGCCCGUCGUCGACGGGGCGACCACGUCGGCGCGACCGGAAGAAGGUAACCUUAAAGCAGUGGAGAGUCACGAGGCGGAGCGCGAUACGAAGAGACCCGACUCCGCGACGAAGAGGAGUAAAGAUAAUAACACGAACGUCUCGGUGUCCGGCGCGGCUGUGAACAAAGCGUGCGAGAUGGGAGACGGGGGCGACAACCACGACGACGACGACGACGACGAGGAGUUGACGAUGACCGCCGUCGACGCCACCGCUGACGAGGAGCAGGAGGAGGAGCAGAAGGAAGAGGAGGAGGAGGAGGAGGAGGAGGAAGAAGAAGAGGAGGAUGGGGAGCAGCAACAGGACGGCGACGAGGAGACGCUGGAUGGCGAUGUCGACGUCGACGUCGUGAUGAAUUCCGAGGAGACGAUCGACGUCGAAGAGGUGAACAGCUGCGCGUCUUACGAAUGCAAGACCUGCGACCCGCCGAAGAUGCUGCUGAGUAUCAAAGCCUACUUCGAGCACCUGCGGAAGAUGCACAAUUAUAAGGGCGAAAACGGGCACAGUCCAGUCAAAAAUCGUUGCCCUGCGUGCUCGUAUGUCGCAUUGAACGUGAAAGAUCUUGAAAAUCACCAAAGAGCGCAUCAUUUGAAAAGAAAAUUCUUUCGCUGCGCAAAAUGCGAUUACGUGACGCACAUCAGAGCGCGUUAUACUAAGCAUGUUAAAUAUCAUUCUAUGCCGAUGAUCAAGUGCGAUGCUUGUGAUUUUAGUUCAGCGUAUAAGUGGAAUCUAGAAAGACACAUGCGGAAUCAUGGAGGUGGAGGUGCUUUCAAAUGUCGUGCAUGUAAUUUUACUGCUGAUAUCCGUCAGAGCUUAACGGUGCAUGAGUCGUAUCAUCAUGACCCACCUGUGGGUCAGGUCAACCGCAAAAGUAAUAACGCUUUUGAACGUAAGCCACGAAAUAGUCCAAAACGUUACAACCAGGUUGGAGCCAGCGACUUUCGAGAGGUGAUAAAUAAAAGUGGAAAUACAACCGCCACAUCGGUCGGUUCUUCCGAUUCGUUCGUAUCAGAUCACUCGCUAAUUUCAAUAGACGAUAAGAAAAGCGCCCUGGCCAACGCCGAGUGUAUCGCGUUAAAAUGCGAAGAGAAAGGCUGCCAAUUCAUAACAGCCUGGGACUCCGAGAUGCAGCGUCAUGUAGCGGAGUGCCACACGCCGGUUACUCCAUCGAAGCCAAGAAAACCACUGCCAAUGCUAAUUCCGUUGAGUAUAGCGAGCACCAAGCUCAAUAAUACGGUCAACAAUAGUGGGCCACCUGCGACCCUGCUGAAAGUUCCGCGCGUUAGGGUGAGACCUGAACUGGCACAAAUCGCGAGGGAUACGGAGCUAGCUAAGUUGAACAAGGAGGCCGCAAAUUCGAAGAGGAAUCUUAAUACUGCGGCUGGAGUAUUUGAGAGAAAGAACGCCUCCUUCUUCGAUAAACUGAAAGAAAAGCUAACGACUACUGCGACGUCGAUUAAUAACGGUGUGCCGGAGGUAGCUGUAAGUAGUGAGAACGACUUGAAAUGCUGGUGUACGUUUAAAGCUAGUAGCAUGGAAGAGCUAGCUUGCCACAAACAGACCCACCACACGGCGCUCAGCGUGUCCGUGGGCACGACACGUUGUCCUAAGUGUAGAAGACGUUGCAAGAGUACAACUGAUCUCCAAACGCAUAUGCAAUACUGCCAUUCGCGCAACGACGUAACGUCGUCCAUCGAUAGUAGUUUAGAGAAAGUAACGAAUCGCUCGGACGUCCGCAUGACCUCGUACUCUUUUUCGUCGCAAAUGGAUUGGGACGCGAAUCUCAGAGGACUAAAUUCUUCUGGACCUCCGUUUGAAGGUGGUCCGACACAUCCGACCGGGCGACGGGUAUUCAAAUGUCCCCAUUGUCCAUUUUGGGCUUCCACCGCAAGUCGCUUUCACGUACAUAUAGUCGGUCAUUUAAACCGGAAGCCGUUCGAGUGUUCAAUGUGCGCGUAUCGUUCUAACUGGCGAUGGGACAUCACAAAACAUAUUAAGCUUAAAGCGGCUAAAGACGCAGUGCAUACGAGCGCCAGAGUGCUCAUGACGGAUGAGACGGGUCGACGGAAUUAUUCCAAAUAUAACAAAUAUCUUGCACAGGUAGAGCAGCAAUCAUGGGACGAAGAUCGUAUGGAGCAGCGUAGCAUAGAGGAAACAAAUUCCGAAGAAUUGCCGACAAAGGUGUUAAUUGUGGGCAAUAAAGAGUAUGUUCCGAUAUCUGAUUCGGCAUCUACGCAAUCUUCUAUCACGAUUUUACCGUCAAGUGAGGCAAAUCAAAAUACUCAAAAUGUAGACGUGAAUCUACGACCUCCACCACCGCUCAAAGCAGCGAUUAGAAGUCGUGGACAGUCUCUGUUGAAGAACAGUCCUAUUACUAUGCAUAUACAAACUCCUAGUGGUGGUGGUGCAGUCUCUAUAUCCCCAGCGAUAGACGAGAGCAAACGCACCCAAUGGAAGUGUAAACGUUGUAAUUAUCGAGAUACCAACAAAGAUAAUGUGUUGUUACAUGUUAAAUCCCAUUACGAAUCUGCUGGUCAUGAAUCCAUCGAAGAAAGGAAUUUGUUUAUUUGCGGGGAUUGUCCGUUUUCAGCAUCGGAUGCUGCUACUUUAUCCCUUCAUAGGACGCACCAUCGACCAAACUUAGAAGCUAUAUUUAAAUGCUAUCUUUGUCCAUACUACGUUAGUACAAAGGCAGAACUAUUAGAGCAUGUUAGACUCCACGGGGAAGAGCUGGCAGUUAUGCAUCAACAAAAUAUGGAUGUCCAGAUUUCCAAGAAUAAAUCUCCAAUAAAUUUCCAAGAACAAAUAUCAAUUUCCGAAAGCAGUGUUUCACGAACAAAGGACUCGUCCAUAGAACAAGUGAUUCAGAUAACGUCGUGCAACAAUGUGACGGCAUCUACAAAGAUUACGGAACCUCAGUCGCCAUCGUCGUUUCUUCUGGAUACUCGUGCCCUUCCGGAUGCUCCGCUGGUUUGGGUAUCGAAGCUAGAUGGUACUUUGACAAAAAUGCUUAAAUGUCGUCACUGUCCGUUUAUCUCAUCGCGACGUGCAGAGGUGCUCGAUCAUGAGACAAUGCAUGUAGACAUGCCAACUCAGGGUCCCUUAAUCGCUUGCGCGGACUGUAGCUUUACUUGCUCACGUCGGGAAGUUAUGACCGCGCAUACAGAAAUGCAUGCAGGAACUCUCGGUACUGUUCAUUGUCUUGUCGACGAAACACGACCUGAUGCCCAACAGGUGAAUGAUCUGGUUAUGUUGCUUGGCAUGUCAGAAAUUCCUGUGUUAGGCAGCGAGCCCGAUCUACAGGAUUCCCGUUUGGUGCACUGUUGUGGCAAGUGCCCAGCACGAUUUCUGUGCGAAAAAGAGUUGCGUAUUCAUCUCCGGUAUCACACAACGGAACUGGCGUAUUCAUGCCAGUGGUGCUCGUAUGCAGCGCGACAACCGGCGCACUUACUAGCUCAUCAAAAAGCACACUCGACAGAAUAUCAAGAGCGCACCAAGUAUCUGUUGUCUUUGUAUGGUCACUCGCAACGUUACCCACCACCCGCGACAGCAUGCGUCGAGACGGAGAAUCGGGAGAACAAUGAUAACGGUGGCCUAAAUGUCGCGUGGAUUGUCGUUGAGAUCAAUGAGAACGUAAAUAGUUCCUACAACAAUAUUAAUGGCACUACAGUGACUGUUCAAAGGACUGGGAAUCAGGUGUUUACAUGCGCUAAGUGUCCGGCUCGUUACUUCAAACUAGAUGCUUUAGAGUAUCACAUGACAUUACAUGGUUCGAAUAACCGGUUCAAAUGUAAUGACUGCGAUUAUUCAUCGAAAACUGCACAAAAUUUAUUAAAACAUCAGGUGGUACAUCGACGACAUAAUGAAACCAGCGAAGUGUCGACUGUGCAGCUAUUGUCUACCCCCACUACCACUACCGACUCUGCUCCGGUAUCCUCUCCCGGAUCGCCAUUGCAAUUGUCACCGGAUCCACAAUUCGGUGUCUUUAUGCGCGGCAAUCCCAAUUUUGUUUAUCCAGGUUAUCUACGGAAUGGCCGUCUGAAAGAAAAGCGCUAUAAAUGCCACAAAUGUCCGUCCGCUUUUGAAAAACGUGAACAGUAUAGGGUUCAUCUAACUUUGCAUGGCGCGAAACAACGCUAUCGUUGCGAUACAUGUGACUACUCGGUCAAAUAUUAUGCGAAUUACGUACAGCAUUUGAAGAAACAUCAGGCGAACGCGGAAGCGCAGGCAUCCCGAAGACAAUUCGAGGACGACCGAAUUUCAGUGGAUAGCGACAGUAUCAUCGAUGCAGGUGUGUCAGGAACGUCGCGUAAAUCCUCGCGAUCAUCUGCUGCCGCCGUUAACGCGCUCACAGUAUUGUCUUCUGCCAAUAACACGUCCAAUAUCAAUCACAAUGCUGCACUGCAACCUUCCAAUCAGGAUAGGCAGAGUUUGCUACUGAUGCAAAAAAAGGGCCUCAUCUCGUCAACGAAUGAGAACGACGCGGAGAAGAUUCGCUGCCUGAGCUGUCCGUUCUCCACUACUGAUAAGGAUGUCAUGGACUCGCACAAACGUCGCCAUGGGAUUGAGCGCAUGACGCCGUCGUGCCCGCAUUGCGAUUACAUUCCGCGGAAAGACGAGAACGUCGGUGAACACAUCAAGCUGCACUUCACGAGGCUGUACAAACCCGAGUCCUUUCUUAUAGUCGAAAUGCUGACAUUAACGAUGGAGAAGGUAUCCGCGAACAGCAAAGACGAUAAGAGUGGUCAGCGGUUGAAAGAAUUACUGUUCAAAGAAUGCGAGGACGGUAGAUUCCUACCACUCACCGAAACGAUCAAUUCUCUUUCCAUACGUACCUCCACUAAAAUUAAAGCUGUCAAGGAGAAGGUCAUCGUAGACCCAAACACAGGCGAGACCAAGCAGCGCGUUGCUACGUAAAUCGAACUUGUAUUUAGCGAUUAGUUGUGCUCGCAAAAUGUUUAUAUGCCUUUUUCUACAUCUUCAAGAAAUUGAUUCAAAAUUGAUAGACGAUAUAGCUGACCUCGCGAAUAAUCAUAGAUCAAUAUACAUUGUAAAAACUUCGCAAUUUUGUUUUUGUUAUAGUUAACGAAUUACAUUAGAAUUUAUUGUACAUCUUAUUUCUAUAAGAUUAAAAUAGUAUAUAUAUAAAAAUUUGUUUUUUUGAUGAUAAUGUAAAUGCAGCGCGUGCUAUAUUCAUUUCUAAUCUUUUUAUAUUUUAUCAUUGAUUUGAAUAUUGUUUAAUAAUUUCAAAAUGUGCGUGCGAGCGUACUCUACGAAAUUUAUACAUUGUACGCCAUAUUUUGUUGUGUUGACUAACGAUGGGUUCAAUCCACUUCGAGUCAUUUUUAAACUAUGAUAUAAAAUAUGAAUGAAAUUUCUGAAUGGGAUGUCUAUAUGAUUGAUAACUAAAAGAUAAUUGAAAGUUUGUAAUAUGUUCAAAAUGGUUGGAACUUUUAAAAUAAAAUCUGAAUGUAUUUAAAAUUUUAAAUACUGUGAAAAUCAAAGAUAAUUUAUCGUUAAAUUGACUUGAUACAAUAAUAUAUCACGAUUAAGUUGACUAAUUGAUUUUUUAUUAUAAAACUCUGAAACAUUUUCACUUUUAAAUAUUUUCAGCACAGUUUAAUAUAGUUUAAUAUUUAUUCAAAGCAAUUAAAGGAAGUUCAGAUAUUUCAUAUUCCAAGUUUAUGACUUUUGAUUAUUUAUUGAAUUUAUUCAAAGCAAUUUAAAUUUUUAUAUGAAUAAAAUCUCAAGGAUUUACAAAAAAGACUCGACUCUAACAGUGGUCAUUAAGUUAACACCUGACGAUGGUUAUUGUAAAUAUUUAUUUGAAGCCUUACCAGCCUUGUACAAUAUAUGAUAAUAAAUGCUCGUAUUGUAUAUAGUA